CCAAAACUCAUUCACUCUGCUUCUAAUUUCAUUUCCAAUUCCCAAUUCCCAAUUCCCAAUUCCAAACCCUAAUUUUCUCCAAAUUCCCAAAUCUCCGAUUCAAUGGCACCAAAAGGAGAGAAGAAGCCAGCAGAGAAGAAACCCGCAGAGGAGAAGAAGUCGACCGUAGCAGAGAAGGCUCCCGCUGAGAAGAAGCCAAAGGCCGGAAAGAAGCUGCCAAAGGACGGUGGUUCAGCGGCAGCAGGAGAGAAGAAGAAGAAGAGAAACAAAAAGAGCGUAGAAACAUACAAGAUCUACAUCUUCAAAGUUCUGAAGCAAGUUCACCCUGACAUUGGUAUCUCAAGCAAAGCCAUGGGUAUAAUGAACAGUUUCAUAAAUGAUAUAUUCGAGAAACUCGCACAAGAAUCAUCAAGACUUGCAAGGUACAACAAGAAGCCAACAAUCACUUCUAGGGAAAUUCAAACUGCUGUUAGACUUGUUCUUCCCGGUGAAUUGGCAAAGCAUGCUGUUUCUGAGGGUACCAAAGCUGUGACCAAGUUCACAAGUUCUUAGGCUAUUUCUCGAAGUGUUGUUAUUGGGUUACUAUAUCUGUUUAGGCUCAAUUAGGUUUUUUAAUUUUUAGCUUUUUUACUUUUCUAUGUUGUAAUGACCUAAUUGGUUUUGUUGAUCCUUUUGUGUAUGGAAGUAUAUUGGAUUUUCAAA
Trifolium pratense (red clover) is the source of this 702-nucleotide messenger RNA. Its product is annotated as probable histone H2B.1. Lineage: Eukaryota; Viridiplantae; Streptophyta; Magnoliopsida; Fabales; Fabaceae. Gene Ontology annotation, biological process: nucleosome assembly. Gene Ontology annotation, cellular component: nucleosome. Gene Ontology annotation, molecular function: DNA binding; structural constituent of chromatin; protein heterodimerization activity. Bases 103 to 552 code for a protein of 149 amino acids. The record is from RefSeq and is a predicted model, not a curated record. The transcript has a single exon.